This is a messenger RNA of Penicillium verhagenii, 549 nucleotides long. RefSeq lists its product as uncharacterized. The coding region runs from base 1 to 549 and encodes 182 amino acids. The transcript has 4 exons. The record is from RefSeq and is a predicted model, not a curated record. NCBI's taxonomy places the organism in Eukaryota, Fungi, Ascomycota, Eurotiomycetes, Eurotiales, Aspergillaceae.
AUGUCUGUUCCACUCACCAAAGUCGAUUCUGCCGUUGCUGGCUUGUCCAUAGACGAAAAGCCCCAAGCUCCAACAGAAACUGAAGUCAAGAAGGAGAAGAAGUCCAGGCGACUCUCACACCAAGCUGAAGAUGUCUGGAAUAUCAAGGACCUUGAGGAGCAAAAGAUCGAAAUCACCCUACCCAUCGAGACUCAAAAGACUGGAUGGAGACUCAACACUUCACCAAACACGGUCGAGGACAAAGAGAUUCUCAGCCUAAAACUCACAAAUCCCCCCGUCAAGAAGAUUGACUUGCAUUUCCCAUUGGGCCUAGAGGUCACCGCUCGGAAUCUCAAGGGCGUCACAAUCAAGGAUGCAUUAGAAGCAAUCCACAAACAAUUCAAGAAAAAGGCUGAUGACGAGUUGGAGAAACCUUUCCUUGCUGGUUUCGAGUGGGACAAGGAUGAGUGCUGGACACGCUUCAUCGUGCACCAAACCGACAAGAACACCGCCGUGACUCCAAGUGAUAACUCCAAGAAAUCCAAAAAGAAGAAGAAGGACGAAGAGUAG